Messenger RNA from Salvelinus namaycush (lake trout), 3732 nucleotides. RefSeq lists its product as uncharacterized. Lineage: Eukaryota; Metazoa; Chordata; Actinopteri; Salmoniformes; Salmonidae. Gene Ontology annotation, cellular component: external side of plasma membrane. Bases 97 to 1101 code for a protein of 334 amino acids. The transcript is spliced from 8 exons. Gene Ontology annotation, biological process: positive regulation of T cell proliferation; cell surface receptor signaling pathway; negative regulation of T cell proliferation. The record is from RefSeq and is a predicted model, not a curated record.
CGAAAGUUUAGACAGCCUGUCAGUGUAAUCUUUAAAUCAGAUUCACUCUAACCUUCCACACUGUAACAACCUGAAGCAUUUGUGCGGAAUCCAAAGAUGACUUCAGCUACCAGCUUCCUGAUUGUUGUGAUCCAUUUAGCCUGUAUCAGAUCUGGAGAUUCCUCUGAGAAAUUUGUCAACCUGGAGUGUAAUGAAGAGUCCCAUGGGGUUUAUGGUCAGCAGUCAUUGCUGCAGUGUAAUGUCAAAGCUGUUAAGAAAGUGACCAUCUUGACCGUGACCUGGAAGAGGGUGGAAGCUCUUUUGUUGGAAUACAAUCAAGAUACAUUUAACCCAACUCCUGGGUUUAAAUUUGCUGAGCCAUCCUGGAACAAGAAGAAUACGAAUGUGUCCUUGUUGUUGACAAAUACCAAGAUGGCCGACACGGGGGAGUAUACAUGCAUGGUGAGAACAGACAGUGGUGAUGAUACAGCUACAACCAGCCUCAGUGUCACAGCUAAGUACAUAACUCCAACCAUGAGCUCCAUCCCUGAGACCAACAUCGAAGAGAACACAGGUGUGACCAUUUUCUGCAACUCUACAGGCGGGCAACAGAAAGGGUCGAUCCGGUGGUUUGACCAGUUUCGCAACGAUUGGACGCGCAGUGCUGAACUGGUGGCCAAAGAGACUGAAGAUGGACCGUUCAGCCUCUCCAGUAAAUUCAAAGUGCAGAAGGCUACAUCCAGUUCCACAAACUACACGUGCGAAGUGCUCAAUGUCAAUGGUGCCGUGGAGGGGAUGGCAUCAUUUGUGAUCCAGUUUGCGCCGCGAGACUCAGGUAGGAAAGCUGACAAAUUGGAUUCUGAUUCCACCACCAAUUGGCUAGCCCCGGUUGUAGUCAUAGGAUCUCUGAUCAUUGGACUCCUUGCUGCGCUGCUGUUAUUUAAGAGGCGCUCCGCCCGACGUUUUGUGUCAUUUUUGACAGGAGCUCGAAGGCAGUCCACCUUUCCGUUAAUGAGUGACCACCAAACAGAUACCAGGCAUGAUGGAGAUGUUGAGGCAGAAGUCUCCCUCUGUCCAGGUCUAAACAGUGACAGUCCACAGGACCAGCGUAACAGUCUCUAGUAAAUGAUUCGUUAACUGGUAGUCUCUGGAAGGGACUGUUUCCUUGACGAUCAAUAAGAGGCUUGUCACCAUCACUAUCUUUUGAUAGAUUGUUUCCUGUUAAGUGUCCGAUGACAGUCACUUUGCCACUCAGGUCAUUCUGAUUGAGGCAUUUGUUUUUUCAUAAUCUACUGAUGAUGUCAGCCUUUAAGGUCUGUGGUUGAUUACAAAUGAUAUGUAACUGCCCUAUAUAUCAAUGUUUCUAUACAGGGUUGCCAUGGGGUUGCCAUGGUGUCAUAAUGCUCUAGAUUCUACCACUGCAGAACAUUGGUAUACUGUAAUACCAGGUAAUCUAAUCAAUGUACACACUAUAAGGUGCAUGGUUUAACAUUCCACCUUUCCUAUACUGUAGAUUCUACCAUAGUGGUUGUUAUUACUAUACUGUAACACCAGACCAUCUAAUCACUAUAAGUUUACACACUGUUGUAUACUAAGGUUGUGCGAACAUUCAAUUUGAACACAGCACUUUUCUGAAAACAUGUAGUAAAACUGGUUUCCCUUCUGAAAGAGGGUUUCGCAAGACUGUACAACAACCACUUUUGUAACCAAAAGCCAGCCUGUUGCUCCUACCACAGAGGAUUUUGUUUGUGUCCUUCCUCAUUCUCCUUUCUUCUUGUCUUGCGCUAUCUGCUGGUGGAAAAUGCAGGUCUAUAUUUAUAUAGAUACCAGCCUUUAAACACUGUGGUUGAUGACUGUGGUUGAUGACUUUAACAGCCUAUGUUUAAAAGCCAGACAUGAUUGGUUCUGUACAGCAGGGUUCCCAAACUGUCGGUCCACAGCAAGGUUUGAAAUUAUUAUAUUUUAGUCAAACAUAUAUUUUUGGGCUUCUUGCGUUUAAUUUGCAGUCUACACAUUUUUUGUAAUUAUGUUCCGGCCCCACGACUCAAGAAGAAAAGAAAGAAAAAAAACCCGGCCCCCCGGCUGAAUGUAGUUGAUGAUCCCUGCUGUAUAGGGUUGCCAUAGUGUCAGUAUACUGUAGGUUCUACCAGCAUGAUUGUUCAAACUGUACCCUUAACACCAAGCCAUCUAAUCAUUGUAACGUUUCACACUAUACUAGAAGGUUCAUGAGCAAUGUUCCCUCUGAUUGUUUUCAUCACUGAGCAAACUUGAACGUUGUGAAAAUUCUGUCCCACUUCUGGACGCGUGUUUACUGUGAACACGGAGGCUGAGUUUUAACAGUGGUCAAGUAGACUAGUGUGUCUAUUUGAUCAUAAUGUAGGCCUACCAGAGUGGCCUACCAUCAAAAACAAUGAAACAAAUGCCUUCCAUAACAUUUUAACAUGGUAAUAGCUGUUCUAUUGUUCAGCCUACAGUAACAGCCAAUGUGUGGUGUUCAAUGUAGGCCUGCAUUCAAUGAGACUUUUGAAGAAAACAUGCAAGGCUUGACAUUAGCCUGUUUCUCCACUUGUCCUUCAGACAAGGAGGUGACUGACAAUGUUGUUGUGUUGUUUGUUUAUGCGUGUACAUAUCACUUUUCCAAAAAUAUGAAGUAAACUGGUUUCGCCUCUGAAAGACGGUUCUGAUAGAUACUCUUCUGUGCCUGCCACUAUUCUCCCUGGACUUUGAUUCUGCUACAAUGUGUAUGUGAAGAAAUGCUAGGCAAAAUAUAAAUACAUUACGUAAGUACAUUACUUUUGACUAGAAGGAAUAGGGAGCCAUUUUGAAUUCAACCUUUGACUUGACUUUGUGUAAUCUCUGGAAUUUAUUGUAACAUUAACCAACCUUGUUACCAACAGCCAGCCUGUUGCUUCAACAGUUCUACCGCAGCAGUUUGUUUGUUUUGUCCUUCCUUUUUCUGCUGGUGGAAAAUAUAGGUCUACGUUUAGCCCAGGCUUACCUCCAAGAAGUCAUUUUAAUGGCAUGCAACAGUAAACAUGAAAAACAAUGGACUAGAGUCAAUUAUUAAUCUGAGAGAAUUGGUAUCAGUUUCAAGGCAACAUAGACAUCUUCACCUGGUGGUUGAUUAUGAUACAUUUGGAAAAACAUUUUGUGUUAUGCAAGGGGCAGCAAUUGUCUUCUGUUUAUAUAAUGAUCGUUUCAGUUCCCAUGAUGUUUUACUGCUCCCAUGUUGCUGAUGGCAUUACAUAUAGACUGAGAAAUCUGUUGUAUUGUGGCAGCUUGAGGUGAAUGGCGUCCACAACAAGACUACACCUCCCACAAUUCCUUCACACUCCUCUACAGUGUCUGUUCCUUCUUACUUAAGUGCAUACUUGGCAGUUGGCACUGUAGAUACAGAUAUGAUUAACCUAUUUCUAUCUACUAUACAACUAUGUUUGUGUGUGAAGUUAUGAUUAUUUCCCAAUUCAAACAAAAAUAAGACAUGUUAUUUCGUAGUGUAAGAGGUCAAGAUGAGAGAGGAAUCCUGUCUAUAUAUGAAGUGAUUAUCAACUGAUUUGUUAAUAAGUUUACUUUUUUUUUUUUUAAAUACAACUUCCUGUUUUCAGCACAUACAUAUGCCUGCUUGAGGCCUGCUCUGCACCUUACCCCAUAUAACAAACUUUGUUAUUGCUACAUUUUGUAUGUUUUUAUAUGUGAACUUGUUUGUUAUUAAUUAUAACAUUGAGAUUAAAGCUUUUUUACUUUGUCCAGAUA